AUGGAAUGGGAUGAUGACGAUAACGAAUCAAAUGAAAAUGCUGAGUCGUCCAGCAAUGCAACAGACAAAUCUGAAACAUCUAAAGUUCCUCUCAGAAAGAGUUUCAUCCCUCAUAAAAAGCGUGUAGUCCUUCAGGAACUUGAGCCAAUAUCAGAAAAUAACAUUUUAGAAGACUGUUCGGAUUAUUUAUCAAAAAGUAUUAACUUUAAUGUAAGGCAAAGGCAGAAAAACAUGAAUAAUCCCCACGGUGCUUUCAAAAGUGCUGAUUCUGGUAUAAGUGAGGCAGCCCAACCCCAGCCUGAAACUCCUCCCGCUGUACUGAGGCAACGGAUUCAAGAAUCUCAAGCAAUGCGAGAGUAUUUAGAAAGAGAACUAAAUGAGCUAAAAGAUUUUACAACCAGUGAAAAACAAGUGUUAGCUGCUGAAAAGGGGAUUGAGGAACUCAGAAGCAGUCUUGAUGAAGCAAAUAAUAAAUUGGAGAUUAGUUACAAAGAAAAGGACUUGAUUUGCAAAGAAUUGGAAGAAAUAAAAAGAAAAUAUGUCGAUGAACAAACAGAAAAGCAAAUUUUGGAAACAAAAUGGAAGCAUAGGGAAGAUGAUUUAAAAAGGAGUUUAGAGGAAGCUUGGAGCCUACUGCGAAUAAAAGAAGAUCGUAUAACAAAAAUGAAUGAAAAAAUUUCCUUCUUAUAUUCUGAAAGGGAAAAAGUGAAAGAUUUGAAUUUCACACUUGGAGGCCAAUUAAUACCCACUGCAGAUGAAUAUAACAUUCAAACUGUCGAACAAAAUAUCUCUGAACUUUUUGAACUAUGUCACGAUUCACUUGAUAAUGGAAGAACAUUAAAUAACAUCUAUGGAGUAGACUGUAAAGGAGAUAAUGUUCAAAAUAAUGGAUCAUCUCAAAUCAAUACAUUACAAGAAGAAUUAGCCAAAUACAAACAUAGUAUAGAAAUGCAUAAAAAACUUGUCGAAGAUUUGAAUAAAAAUUUGGCUGACAAAAAUCUCUUGAUUUCUACUUAUGAAAACAAUUUAUCUGAACUUGAAAAUUAUCUUUCCGAUUGUCUUUCUAAUGAUUUGAUUUGUUUGGAUGAGAAAGAUAAUCAAACAAACAAAACAUCAUUUGAGAAGAUCAAAUGUAACAUUAACUUUUUCUUAUCUCAAAUAGAAAAAGAUAAUAAUUUGACAGAAAAGUUACUGAAAGAAGACAGGGAUAAUAUUAAUUUAGAAUCAAAAGAGGGUGAGGAUAUUGGUUUUGCUUCCCCAUGCAAACCUCAUGGAGUUAACAUUGACGUCGAAAAUGAAAAAAAUAAAAUAAUGGUUUGCCAGCAUUCUCAAACAGUUAUUGAUUAUGCUACAAUUAAUAGCAAUGAAGAACAGUUAAUAUUAUUUAAAAAUAAAAUCCAAGAGUAUGAGCAAAAAAGGCAAAACCCUGAAAUGGAAGAAGUGGUUAUAGAAAAGAAUGUGAUGCACAACAAAAUUGUUAAGUAUGAAGAAGAAAUUAAAAAUAAUGAUGUUGAACUAAAUAUUUUAAGAACUAAACUUGCAGAAUAUGAAAAAGUAAUUACAAAACCUUUAAUUGUUGAGAGUUCUUCUCAAACGAUUGAUUUAGACUUAGUUGAUAACAAUAAAGAGGUUUUAGAAAUACAAAGUGAAAUCUUAGUUAAUGAGGAAAAAAUAAAAAAAUAUGAAGAAGAAAUAAACUUUCUACAAAGUAAUGCUGUUGCUCACGAAGAAUUAAUUAAGCAUAAAAAUGAAGAAAUCAACAUUUUAUGUAGUAAUAUAUCAGAGUAUGAGGGGAAAAUAAAUGAAUUAAAAAAUAAUGUUUCAUGUUUUGAGGAAAAAAUGAAGCAAAAAGAUGAAGAAUUAAGCAUAAUACGAAACAGUAUUGUAGAUCUUGAAGAAACAAUAAAGAGUAAAAUAGAAGAAAUAAAUAUCUUACACAUCAAAGUUUCUGGGUAUGAAGAAGAAGUAACUAUACUACGAAAAGAAAUUACAAAGUAUGAAGAAAAGCAAAUAAAUAACAAGGAAGAAGUACACAUGUUGCAAACAAAAGUCACUGCAUACAAUGAAAAAAUAGAAAAAUAUGAAGAAGAAAUAAAGAGGCUGCAAAGUAAUGUUGGUCAUGAAGAAAUAAUAAGUCAUAAUAAAGAAGAAAUUAAAAUUUUAAAAAGUAAAAUAUCUGAUUAUGAAGAAAAAAUCGAACAAAAAGAGGAAGAAAUAAGCAUGUUAGGAAAACGUUUGACAAGUCUUGAAGAAACAAUUCAAAAUAAAAUAGAAGAAAUAACUGCAUUAUACAAUGAAGUGUCAAUUUAUAAAGAUAAAAUCCAAAAUAAUGAAGAAGAAAUGAAAUUGAUCUUGAAUAAAAUCUCCAGUUAUGAAGAACAAAUAAAUUUUAAGCAAGAUGAAAUAAGUAGUUUAAAAAAUGAAGUUUCGAAGUAUGAAGAAAUACAGACAAAUAAACAGGAAGAAUUGCACAGGUUACAAACUAUAGUCUCAGCUAGUGAGGAAAAAAUAAAGAAUAGUGAAGAAGAAGUUAAUUCCUUAAAGAAUGAGAUUUUGGAUUAUAAAGAAAAAUUCAUUAAUGAAGAAGAAAAGUUAAACAUUCUUCAUAAUAAAAUAUCGGAAUAUGAAGAAAAAAUCCAGUUUCAUGAUGAUGAAAUAAGUGCAUUUAAGAACAGCGUUUCAAGUUAUGAGGAAAAAAUAAAACAAAAAGAGGAAGAAUUAAACAUUCUUGGAAAAAAUGCUUUAGGUCUUGAAGAAACAAAUAAAAGUAAAAUAGAAGAAGUAAACGUUUUACGUAUUAAAAUUUCUGAAUAUGAAGAUAAAAUCCAAUGCGAUGAAGAAGAAAUAAAUGUCUUGAAAAAUGAGGUAUUAACUUAUGUAGACAAAAUACAAAAUAAUGAAAAAGAAAUGAACUUAAUGAUUAAUAAUGUUUCUAGUUGUGAAGAAAUAAGAAAGAAAUAUGAAGAAGAAAUAAUUUCUUUAAAGAAUGAAGUUUUUGACUAUGAAGAAAAAUCCAAAAGUAUGGAAGAACAAUUAAAUGUCCUACAAAAAGAAGCUGUUACUUAUGAUAAAAUAAUAAAUAGCAAGAAUGAAGAAAUAAAUGUUCUAAAUUCUAAAAUAUCAGAAUAUGAAGAAAAAAUCCAACACCAUGAAAAAGAAAUGAUCUUAAUAUUGAAUAAAGUCACUGACUGUGAAGAAAAAAUAAAUAAUUAUGAAGAAGAAAUCAAUUCUUUAAAGAAUAAAGUUUUCGAAUUUGAAGAAAAGUACAAAAAUAAGGAAGAAGAAAUUAUGUUGCUCCAAAGUAAUGUUGUUAGUAAUGAUGGCAUAAUAAAUAGUUAUAAAGAAGAAAUUAACAUUUUACACAAUAAAAUAUCAGAAUAUGAAGAACAAAUAGAACAUAAUGAAGAUGAAAUAAACAAAUUUAAAACCAAUGUUUCUGAUUAUGAAGAAAAAAUUAAACAAAAGGAGGAAGAAAUAAGCAUGUUAGGAAAAAGUUUUGCAAGUCUUGAAGAAACAGUUCAAAGUAAUAUUGAAGAAAUAAAUGUCUUACAUAACACAAUUUCUGUUUAUGAAGGAGAAGUUACUGCUUUACAAAAUGAAGUGUCGAUUUAUAAUGAUAAAAUUCAAAAUAAAGAUGAAGAAAUGAAUGUAAUGGUAAAUAAAGUCUCUGAUUAUGAAGAAAAAAUCAAAUUUAAACAAGAUGAAAUAAAUGCAUUACAAAAUGAAGUUUCAAGUUAUGAAGAAAAGCAAAUAAAUAAAGAAAAAGAAACACACAUGCUAAAAACUAAAGUCUCAGCAUAUGAGGAAAAACUAAAAAAAUAUGAAGAAGAAAUAAAGAUGCUGCAAAGUAAUGUUAGCAAUGAAGAAAUAAUAAACCGUAAUAUAGAAGAAAUAAGUGUUUUACAAUGUAAAAUCUCAAAUUAUGAGGAAAAAAUUUUGUGCAAUGAAGAAGAAAUAAAUACAUUAAAAAAUAAUGUUUCUGCUUAUGAAGAUAAAAUUAAACUAAAAGAGGAAGAAAUGAGUGUGUUAGAAAAAAGUGUUUACAGUCUUGAGGAAACAGUCAAAAGUAACAUACAAGAAAUAAACAUCUUACAAACUAAAGUUUCUGGCUAUGAGGAAGAAGUAACUUCAUUACAAAGUGAAGUGUCAAUGUAUAAAAAUAAAAUCCAAAAUAAUGAAGAAGAAAUAAACUUGAUGUUCAAUAAAGUCUCUGGCUAUGAAGAAAAAAUAAAAAGUUAUGAAGAAGAAAUAAAUACAUUAAAAAAUAAUGUUUCUGAAAAUGAAGAAAAUGUCAAACAAAAGGAGGAAGAAAUAAGUAUGUUAGGAAAAAGUGUUUACAGUCUUGAAGAAACAAUCAAAAGUAACUUACAAGAAAUAAACAUCUUACAAACUAAAGUUUUAGGCUAUGAGGAAGAAGUAACUUCAUUACAAAGUGAAGUGUCAAUGUAUAAAAAUAAAAUUCAAAAUAAUGAAGAAGAAAUGAACUUGAUGUUCAAUAAAGUCUCUGGCUAUGAAGAAAAAAUAAAAAGUUAUGACGAAGAAAUAAAUCUAUUAAGAAAUAAUGUUUCUGAAAAUGAAGAAAAUAUCAAACAAAAAGAGGAAGAAAUAAGUAUGUUAGGAAAAAGUGUUUCCAGUCUUGAAGAAACAAUCAAAAGUAACAUACAAGAAAUAAACAUCUUACAAACUAAAGUUUCUGGCUAUGAGGAAGAAGUAACUUCAUUACAAAGUGAAGUGUCAAUGUAUAAAAAUAAAAUUCAAAAUAAUGAAGAAGAAAUGAACUUGUUGUCAAAUAAAAUCUACAGCUUUGAAGAACAAAUAAAUUUUAAACAAGAUGAAAUAAGUGGUUUAAAAAAUAAAGUUUCAACAUAUGAAGAAAUGCAAAUAAAUAGCAAGGAAGAAAUACUUAUGUUACAAUCAAAAGUUAUAGCCUAUGAAGAAGAAAUAAAAAUGUUGCAAAGUAAUGUUGGUCAUGAAGAAAUAAUAAACCGCAAUAAAGAAGAAAUAAACAUUUUACAAAAUAAAAUCUCAGAUUAUGAAGAAAAAACCCAUUGCAAUCAAGAAGAAAUAAAUACAUUAAAAAGUAUUAUUUCAAGUUAUGAAGAAAAUAUUAAACAAAAAGAGGAAGAAAUAAAUAUGUUGGGGGAAAAUGUUGAAAGUCUUGAAGAAACGAUUAAAAGUAACUUAGAAGAAUUAAAUAUCUUACAAAACAAAAUUUCUGACUAUGAAGAAGAAAAAACUACUUUACAGAAUGAGGUGUCAAUUUAUAAAAAAAAAUUGCAAAGUAAUGAAGAAGAAAUAAACUUAAUGUUUAAAAAAAUCUCUGGCUAUGAAGAACAAAUAAAUACAUUACAAAAUAAUGUUUCAAGUUAUGAAGAAAAAAUUAAACAAAAAGAGGAAGAAUUAAACGUCGGAGAAAAAUGUGUUGCAGGUCUUGAAGAAACAAUUAAAAAUAAUAUAGAAGAAAUAAAUAUUUUAAAUACCCAAGUGUCUGGUUAUGAAGAAAAAAUAACUGAUUUUCAAAAUGAAGUGUCAAUUUAUAAAGAAAAAAUCCAAAAUAAUGAAGAAGAAAUGAACUUAAUGUUAAAUAAAGUUUCUGUCUAUGAAGACAAAAUCAAUGUAUUACAAAAUGAAGUUUCAAGAUAUGAAGAAAAGGAAUUAAAUAAUGAGGAAGUUAUACACCUGUUACAAAGUAAACUCUCAGUCUGCGAGGAAAAAAUAAAUAAUUAUGAAGAAGAAAUUAAUUUGUUAAAAAAUGAAGUUUUUGACUAUAAAGAAGAGUCUAAAAAUAAAGAACAAGAGACAAGCUGUAAUAUAAAAGAAAUAAACAUUUUACAUAGUAAAAUGUCAGAAUAUGAAGAAAAAAUACAAUUUUAUGAAGGAAAAAUGACACAAAAUGAUGAAAAACUAGACAUACUAGGAAAAAGUGUUACAGCUCUUGAAGAAACAAUUGAAAGUAACAUAGGAGAAAUAAAUAUCUUACACUCUGAAAUCUUAGGUUACAAAGAAGAGAUUUCAAAUAAUGAAGAAGAAAUAAAUGCAUUAAAAAAUAAUGUUUCUUGUUAUCAAGAAAAAAUUCAACAAAAAGAAGAAGAAAUAAACAUGUUAGGAAAAUGUGUUGCCGGUCUUGAAGAAACAAUUGAAAGUAACAUUAAACAAAUAAAUGUUUUAAAUACAAAAAUUUCUGGCUAUGAAGGAGAAAUAAAUGACUUGAAAAAUGAAGUAUCAAUUUAUAAAGAUAAAGAGGAAGAAAUGAACAUAUUUAGAACUAAUGUUUUAAUUCUUGAAGAAACCAUAAAAAGUGAUAAAGAAAAAAUUAUCAUUUUACAAAAUAAAGUAUUAGGCUACGAAGAAAAAAUUAAAAAUAAUGAAGAAGAAAUUUAUUUACUGCAGUGUAAAGUUUCGGAUUAUCAAGAAAAAACUAAUUUGAAAGAUGAAGAAUUAUGUAUAUUACAGAAUAAAGUUAAAUACUAUGAAGAACAAAUAAAAAAUAAAGAGGAAGAAAUAAGUUUCCUGAAAUCAAAAGUAUUAAGCUUAGAAACUAAUACUCUGGUGUAUGAACAAAAAAUAGAAGAUUUUAGGACAGAUACAGAUACAUUAAAAAACAAAGUUUUAUCUUAUGAGGAGACCAUCAAAAGUUAUGUCGAUGAAAUAAAUCUGUUAAAGAAUAAAAUUUCUAGUUAUGAGUUAGAGAUUUCAGAAAAAUUAUCACAUACCAAUGUAGUUUCAGAGAGUACAAAAAGUGUUGAUGGUCUUAACAAUACAAAUUGUAGCACUAUCUCAGGUAAUACCUCUGUUUCUUACUCACCCAAUGAUUCGGUUGAUGUUGAAUAUGACACGAAACGUUCCGCAGACAAUACUCUAAAUUUCACUACUUUGGAUUCUUCUUCACAACUUGAACAGUCCGUGUUUAUUUGGAAAUUACCUCAAACUGAUAACUCAAUUAAAGAAUAUGAUCCACUAGCAUCUGUUAGAGAACUAUCUUAUAAUAAUGAAGAAUUGGAAACUACUUUGACAGAACAGUUCAUCAAACCGUGUACAUUUGAAAAUCUUGAUUUAUUGCAAGAGAGUAACUUAAUAAAUUCAAAAAAUACAAAUUAUAACGAUAACGAAAACAUUAAAACAUUAAUUCGUCUUUUAAAUAAUGAAGGAGAAAUGCUAAAUGCCGAUUACAAUGAGAUAUCAAAACAGUUAUCGGCUCUCAGAGAAAUCUUGAAACCAAAAGAAGAUUAUGUUAUUUAUAGUCUUUGCCAGAUUAUUGAAAAUUUUCUUAAUAAAGAAUUUUCUAACAAUAAAGUUUGGAAUGAAAAAAUGUCAGUGGUGAAAGCAACUUUAUCGAAUUUGCAGAAUAUCAAAGACUCUUUUUUAAAACUAAAGAACAGUUUUUCUUCAUUAGAAACCAUUACUUCUCAAGAUUACAAGACUAUUAAUUCUCACUUUAAAAAUCUAUUUUUGUGCAACAGGGAAUUGUCAAGUGAAAACAUAUUGCUUAAGGAACAAUUGAAAGUUUCUUUACUAAGCGAAGAAAAGCUUUCUAAGAUAAAUGAAUUAUUAAGAAUUGAUUUAACUGAUGCUUUACAAACUGAGAAUGAUUUAAAAAUUAUGACAGAGUAUAAUCAAAAUUUGAAAGGUGAGUUGAAAGAAAAAUGCGAAAAAGAAAAUGAUAUUAUCUUGCUUAUAAAUAAAAUAGCAACACUGUUGAAUCCUAAUGUAUCAUGGCCUGCUGAUCAAAUUAUUACGAAGUUGGAACAAAUGUAUACCCUCUUGAUGGAAUCUGUUAGCCAAGUUGACUCUGAAGAUCUCUGUGACUUAGGAUUUUUAAAUUUUUUCGGAAAUUCUGUAAAACAAAGUAGUGUAUUAAAACAAAAAAUUGAUCCAGACAUUAAAAAUAUAAAAGGUGACUUCACAUCUUUAAAUGUUGAAGUCACACAUAAAUUCAAAAACUUGAAUGCUGAUUUGUCCUUGAUUUCUUGUAAGUUAUCUGAAUUGUAUGAAAAACAAGAACAAGAAUCUUCAGCCAAUAAUGUUCUGAGGGAUAAUAUGAAUAAUUUAGUUUUAGAGAACAGGGAAUUGAAAGAGGAGUUAAAUAAUUUGAGAAUUUUGAAUAAUGAUUUGAAUUCAAUGUCAAAAGAUUACAGUAUUUUAAUGGAUAAAUAUAAAAAUCUAAAUAAUAUUAUUCAAGAAAAAGAUAAUCUUCUGAGUGACCAAUUGAAAUUCCAAGAGCAAGUUUGUUUAUUUGUAGAUAAUCUGAAAGAUCUAUAUUUCAUGGAAGAUUUUCAAAAGUUUAAUAGCUCCUUUUCAUUUACUGAUAAAUCAAAGUAUCUUGAUUUCCUGGCAUGGCUUGAGAAUUUCUUGAAAGAAGUUGACAGUGUUCAUCAAUCUUUAAUUCAAAAUAUAAAAUCCUCGCAUCAUUUCAACUUAAAUGAAGCUGUCACAGAAUUGAUGAAAGAGAAAAAUAACAUGACUCAAGUUUAUAAUUCCUUGAAUUCAGAAUUUUGUAACAUUAAACAAUCAAUGAUAUUAUUCCCUGAAAGUAUUAGUAAUAUUAAAGAUGGUUUAAAUUCUAUCUCUUCAGAAGUUCAGAAAUCAAAGUAUUCUUUUAUUCAGGAUUUAGUUUCCAUUAGUAAAAAUAUGGAAACAUUGCUGUCUUCAUAUCAGCAAAGAGACAUCGAUUACGAUAAUUAUAAGUUUAAUAGCCAAAAAUCUUAUAAUGAAUUGAAUGAAAAGUAUUUAGAAUUACUUAAUUCGUACGAAAAUAUGGAAAGUGAAUUGAUAAGUUCCAAGACUAUGAUUCAGGAAUUUACUAAAGAAAAAGAUGCAUUGAUAAAGCAAACAACUGAUCUUGAUGUUAAAAGUAAUGAAUUAAAAUACCUUAUUUCUAGUUACGAAACAGAAAUAUUGGAUUAUAAAAAUGUAUGUAAUAGUCUUGAAAAGAAAAUCAUUGAUGUAGAAAGGGAAAAGGAAUCGAUAGAAGAAAAUUUUAAACGGUACGUCAACUUAGGAGAAUAUAAUAAUCUGAAAGAAGACAAGAGUAAGCUUACUGAAAUAAUACAGAAUUUAAAAAAUUUAAAUUGUACUAUAAAAGAGUCCUGUGGAGACCUUAUAUCUUUUGAUAUAAAGAACUUAGGGGAUGAUUUUGUCCAUUUAAAGAAUAUUAUACACAGUCUGUUGGAAGUAAGAAACAAAUAUACCACUCUCGAGUUAAAUUACACUCAGCUCAUGUCAGAAAGAAAUGAAUUGUUAAGUAAAGUAGAUUCACUUAAUAAUUUAGUUAAAGAAAGUGUAGAAACACAAAAAGCUAUGAAGGACGAAAUUCAAGUAUUAAUUGAAAAAAAUAGUGAAAAAACAGGUGAUUUAUAUUCUGAAAAAGUUAAAGAACUUUUGAUGUUAUUGGAUUAUGAGGAACCUACAAAAAUAGAUGACUUUGCCUGGACUUUCAUUGAAAAAAACAUUAGUAAAUAUAAAUUAAUGGUGAAUCUGAACACGAAAAAUGAUCAAUAUGACCUAGAAGAAAAAGUUUCAUAUCUUGAAUCUCAAUUAUGUGAUGCCCAAGACUUCAAGUCCAAAUUUUCAAAAGAACUCCACAUGCUAAAACCUGAUUUGGAUAUAUCUUAUUUGAUGAGCUUAUCUCUAGCCGAUUUACAAAAAACAAUGAUAAUAGCUAUCAUUGAAAAAGAGAAAGAUGUGAUCGGGGAUUACGAAAUGAAACUAGUCUCAAGCACAGAUAGGAUACAGCAACUUGAAGAACAACAAAAAAGAAGGGAGGAGUGGUUACAAGUAAUUGAAAAGGAAAAUGAACGGCUUAACAAUGAAUGUAAACAAAUUCAAGAUGAUAAUGAAACUUUGAAAGCCGAUUUAAAUUUGAAAAUCCGUAAGAUUAUUGAACUUGAGCAUCAAAUUACUCAGCAGAUAAACGGUGAACAAAUUAGAGAAUACAUAAAAGAAAGAGAAGAUUCCAAUAAUCAGUUAGAAACUGCUGCAAAUGAGAAAAAUACCCUUAGACUUUCUAUAGCUAGCUUAAAUGAUAAACUACAAAAUAAAAGUGUAGAGUGUGAAGAAGUAUACAACUCGUUGCAAAAGAAAGCUGAAGUCAUUUUCGGUUUAGAGAAAGUUUUAAGUAAAUGUAAAACAGAAAAUGCUAAUUUGGAAAAAGAAGUCCAACAUUUGCGAGAAUCUAUGGUACUAAAUCUCAAUAACUUUAAUGAUAAUAAACUAACAUUAGAGAGUGAUCUUGCCAAUUACAAAGUUCAAAUUGAAAAACUUCAUCAGUUGCUAAGCGAUACACAAAAAGAAAUAAAAACUGAAAACAAGUCAGUCUCCACUGAUUUAGAUGAAGAUGUAGAAAUAGAAAUGAAAAUCCAAGGUUCGUUAAGUAAUCAUCUUGAUAAAAUAGAAUCCUUGAAUCUGAAGAUUGACGAUUUGAAUUCUCAGUUAAAGCAACAGAAUAAUAAAUUUGAUGAAGAAUUUGAAAAUCAGGCUAAAUUCAUAGAAAGCUUAGAGAAAGAGUUGAAUAUGGCUAAUGAACUUAAUGCUGCAUUGAAGAAUAACGUGAUAUCGAUGCGUAAUCAAGAAGAAGAUUCCAACAUCGUUGAAGGAUUACAGUCAACAAUAACAUCAUUAAGGGAACUUAACAGCUCAUUAGAGAAUGAGAAGGCCUUACUUUUGAAGGAGAAAGAAGUAUUAGAGCAAUCAAGAAACAUGUAUGAAGAAAAAGAAUCUCUAGUAGAUAAUUUGAAAAAAGAAAUAGAAAGUGUUAAUAAUAAACUCAAUAAAGAAGAAAACGAAAAAAGAAUUAUGCAGGAAGAAAUUGAUAAUUUGCUUCUGAAUUUAGACUCAGUUAGUAAGGAUUUAACUUCGGCCCAAAAAACAAUUGAAGAUUUACUUAAAGAUAAUCUUGACUAUAAACGAAUAAAAGAAGAAGUUACUUCUCUUACUUUGGAGUUGGAACAUUGUAAAAUGGAAAUAAGUACAUUGGUCAAAGAAAAGGAAGCGAAGGAAAAUCAAUUAUCAGAAUGCUUCAUGAAUUUAAAUUUAGAAAAAGAAAUUAGUUGUUCUGUUAAAAGUGAAUUAGAAAAAACUCGUCAAGAGUUGAUAAAUUUAAAAACUGAAAAAGCACAUUUGAUUGAAGAACACUACAAGAAUUUACAGUCACAAAAAGAUUUAUGUUCUAAAUUAGAUGCGGAUCUUUUUAAAGUGAAAGAAGUUAAUGCUCUUCAGGAAAAUGAAUUGCUUCAUUUAAAGAACGAGCUUAAAGAAAAAGUGGCAUAUUUAGAGGAAAUUAGUUCAAAUAGUCAUUUGGAUAAAUCAUGUCCUUUCAAGAAAGAAGCUGAAGAUAUUAAAACUAAGCAUUGCGAUCUUAAUAAACAACUAGAGCAUGAACGCGAAACAUUCAAAUUAUGGAAAACCAAUUUAGAAGAAGAUCUACAUUGCAAGCUUCUUAAAAUUAGUGAUUUAGAACUGAAACUUAAAAAAGAAACGCAAUGCUACAAAGAUGCUUUAAUGGGUAAUUCUGAACUUCAUCAAAAACUGCAAGAAUCUCUAGAAAAAUUCAAAAGGUUGGAAGACAAAAUGGCCAUACAAAGAGAUGUUUUUAUUAAAGAGAAAAGUAAAUCUGAGAUGGAUUUGCAGAGCAAAGAUAAAAUGCUUAUUGAACUCGAAGAAAAAUUACUGUGUGUGAAAAACAAAUGUGAAGAAUUUUCUAAGGAUAUUUACAUGUUUUUAGAAGAACUCUCUGUUAUGUUGCAAGUAGAUGUUACAGAUUUUUCUUCAGCUCUUACUCUGAUAAAUAACUUAACAAUAGAAAAAGAUGUGCUGGUAAACGAAUUAAAGAAAAUGCAAGAAAAAGUCGAACCACUUGAGAAAGAAUUAAAAGAAGCUCAGGAAAAAGUAGAAUUCUGUGAGAAAGAAUUGAAAAAUUCACAGGAAAUGAUAAAACAGUUAGAGGAAGAAUUGAAGGAAACACAGGAAAAAGCAGAACAAUUAGAGGAAGAAUGCGAAGAACUCAACAAUGAUAUUAAAUACCAUGAAAAUGAAAUAGGAAAUUUGUAUAAAAAUGGAAAACUACAAGAGGAAAAGUGGAUGAAAGAAAAGCAAGAACUAGAAAAGGAGCUCUUACAAACACACCAACUUAAAGAAAAAAUUUCUUCUCAAGAGAAAGUUAUUCUUUCAUUACAAAUGAAAAUUGAAAACCAAGAUAAAAACCUUAUAAGUAUUAAUGCUGGGAAAAAGAUUCUUGAGUCUGAAAAAUUAGAAUUAGAAAGGAAGAUAACUGAUUUAGAAAAAAGCCUCCAGUCUUUAAAGAAUCAAGAAAUAAGUUACUUGGAUGGAAUCAAACGAGAGAUGAAUCAUUUAAAAUUAGAACUAUUCAACAAAAAUAAGGCUAUUUCAAAAUUAGAAAUGAGAUUGGAAAGUGACACUCUUCCUUUUCAGAAGAAAGCUGAGUUGGCUGAAAUAAAGGUGGAGGAACUGACUAAAGAACUGCGAAUAUUGAAACAAUCACAAUCCCUUAAGCAAAUGUCUUCAGUUUUAACAAGUCCAAUGGCUGGACUAGAAAUGUCUUCACCUCAAAAAAAUAAAGAUAAAAUUAUACAAAGAUUAGAACAAGAAGUGAAACAAUUGAUAACAGAGAAGAGUGCUCUCAAGCUUCUUGCUCAAAAUCGAAGAGCUCAAAUCAAUGAAUUAAGGCAACAACUUGGGAAA
This is a messenger RNA of Nezara viridula (southern green stink bug), 12696 nucleotides long. NCBI's taxonomy places the organism in Eukaryota, Metazoa, Arthropoda, Insecta, Hemiptera, Pentatomidae. The record is from the annotation of a GenBank genome assembly.